UCUUGUUGACAACAUCAUCCCGAUCUGCGGAGAGACACGUUCGAACGUAUCACAAAAUGCGCAGACCGUUCAAUUUUUCCUUUGCCCCAAUCGAUGGACGAGCUUGGCGGGUACAUAUAGGCGGGCGCAAGCUGUCUCAAAGCCCGUCCGUUCCUUUCUUCCUCUUCCUCUCUAGCUCCGCCCUGCGCCCUGACACCUUGGGCGGCUAAUCCACUACAUAACUUCCCUAGUCGCUGCAGCCCCUCGCCAGAAACCACCAUGUCUUCCAACAUCCGCUCGCGUCUCGAAUGGUUUGCCAACCUCUCCACUACCAAUGCCCCCGUCCCUACCGAGGACACCAAGUUCCUCCGCAAGACCGCGAUCAUCGCGACUAUCGGCCCUAAGGUCAACAAUCCCGAGAAGCUCGCUGAGCUCAUGCGUGCAGGUGUUAACAUCGUGCGCAUGAACUUUUCGCACGGCGAAUACGAGUACCAUCAGAGCGUCGUCGAUAACACUCGGGCUGCGGUUGCCGCGAACCCUAACUUCCGUCCGAUCGCCAUUGCACUCGACACGAAAGGUCCGGAAAUUCGUACCGGUCUCAUAAGGGAUGGCCAGGACAUUUCCAUCAAGGCCGGCCAUGAAUUCAUUAUCGCCACUGAGGAAAAGUACUCGAAGAUCGGUGACGACAAGAUUCUCUACAUGGAUUACAAAAACCUCCCCAGAGUGACUGCGCCUGGGAAACUCAUCUAUGUUGAUGAUGGUAUUCUUUCCCUCCUCGUCACUGCCAUCGACGGCCCCAACGUACACGUCCGUGCGUUGAACAACGGCACCCUCUCUUCGCGCAAGGGUGUCAAUCUUCCCAAGACCGAUGUCGACCUCCCGGCACUCUCUGAGAAGGACAAAGCUGAUCUUCGGUUUGGUGUCAAGAACGGUGUUGACAUGGUUUUCGCGUCUUUCAUCCGUCGCGCGCAGGAUGUCCGCGACAUCCGCACCGUCCUCGGCCCUGAUGGCGCGAACAUCAAGAUCAUAGUCAAGAUUGAGAACGAGCAGGGUGUCGCGAACUUCGACGAGAUCCUUAGGGAGACUGAUGGUGUCAUGGUCGCUCGUGGUGACCUUGGUAUCGAGAUCCCCGCCAGCCAGGUUUUCGUCGCUCAAAAGAUGAUGAUCUCCAAAUGUAACAUGGCUGGCAAGCCCGUCAUCGUUGCCACACAGAUGUUGGAAUCUAUGACUUAUAACCCCCGCCCCACUCGCGCGGAGGUCAGUGAUGUCGCCAACGCCGUCCUCGACGGUGCCGACUGUGUCAUGCUGUCUGGCGAGACUGCCAAGGGAUCGUACCCUGUCCAGUCCGUUCUCAUGAUGGCCGAGACUUGCAUGCUGGCGGAGGCUUCCAUCUGCUACCCUCCUCUGUACGAUGAACUCCGGUCCCUCACUCCUCGACCGACCGACACCGUUGAGACUGUCGCUAUCGCCGCGGUUGCUGCUGCUGACGAGCAGAAUGCGUCUGCUAUCGUCGUUCUCUCGACCAGCGGCAACACUGCGCGCCUUGUCUCCAAAUACCGCCCUCGUUGCCCCGUCAUCACUGUCACGCGCAACCAGCAGACUGCACGACAGAUUCACCUUCACCGGGGAAUUUAUCCAUUUUGGUACCCAGAGCCUCGGGGUAUCGAGAGCCACCAAUGGCAGACCGAUGUGGACAACCGUAUCCGCUUCGGUCUUCGUAGCGCACUGGAUCUGAACGUUAUCAAAACUGGCACGACUGUUGUCGCUGUCCAAGGCUGGAGGGGUGGCCUUGGCCACACCAACACGCUCCGUAUUCUUUCUGUGCCGACCGACCCUGCUGACCUGCAGAUGCAGCCGCUCGGAGGCCGCUAAGGGUGUUGAAGUGUACGAUAGACAGAUAGACAACGCGCUGGGCUCGCAUACGUGUACAUUAGUCCCGAUGGCUGCACCCUCACGACAGCUGAGUAACUUGUAUUAUUUUCAUGACUGCAAAAUUUUCGAACUUGG
Messenger RNA from Phanerochaete carnosa HHB-10118-sp, 1986 nucleotides. RefSeq lists its product as uncharacterized. The transcript is spliced from 13 exons. NCBI's taxonomy places the organism in Eukaryota, Fungi, Basidiomycota, Agaricomycetes, Polyporales, Phanerochaetaceae. Gene Ontology annotation, cellular component: cytoplasm. Gene Ontology annotation, biological process: glycolytic process. Gene Ontology annotation, molecular function: potassium ion binding; magnesium ion binding; pyruvate kinase activity. The record is from RefSeq and is a predicted model, not a curated record. The coding region runs from base 259 to 1851 and encodes 530 amino acids.